Drosophila erecta is the source of this 1887-nucleotide messenger RNA. RefSeq lists its product as uncharacterized. Lineage: Eukaryota; Metazoa; Arthropoda; Insecta; Diptera; Drosophilidae. The transcript is spliced from 8 exons. The record is from RefSeq and is a predicted model, not a curated record. The coding region runs from base 145 to 1872 and encodes 575 amino acids.
UGUCUUAUACGAUAUCUGGAGCAUGUUUGUCAUCUCUAGUCACUGAAGGACUGUCAAAAAAGCACCGUUACUUUCGCCGCCAUGUUUCUUACUUAAAGUUCAAUUGUUUAGCAUUAACUUUUAAAAUACUCAAUACUAUCAUUUAUGUGCAUUUAUGUGGUAGAUACGAUGAACUUAAAUUUGUAUGAGGGCAACGUCCUAAAUUCCUGCUGGAGAGCGGGAUGUCGCAAAAUGCAGAAAUCGGCGUUUGCCCAACUCGAUCGUAAUGAGAUCGCAGAUGUGGAUGUACUCGCCUGCUGCAAGCAAAUCACCGAACUAAUUGAGAAAAAUACAUUAAAAACACAAUCAGAUGUUUUGGCUAAGAGAAACAGACAAAAUGUUAUUUUUAAGGACAUUUCCCGGUUGUUUUUCGGCGUUACGGAUAUUUUUAGAUGCCAGGUGGAUCUACUUUUGGGGGAUACGAAACUAUUACUUGAUCAAUGUACACGAACCAACUUGGAUUACGUUCUCACCACCACCAAAUCGGUAGUGGUCAACAAAUCUGAGACUCGAAUCCAACGCAAACGAAAGCGGAUAAUCACCAAAAAAUCUAAAAUAACAGCUUCAAAACGUGCCAGACUGCAGGAAUCGGAACUGUUGGAUGAAAUCGCACAGGACUACUUCGAAAAGAUGCUAUCUGAAUGCCAAAUGUGGCAAGUGGAGAGUACGCAACAGGUGGUGGAGGACUUGGACGAGUCUAUUGAACUGCCCCGAAACUGCACGCACUCGGAAUCGUAUCAUUCUAUUACAAUCACCGAAGAGAUAGAACUUCUCGAGGAUCAUAGCGUUAUUAUGCCAUCAAAUGGUUUUGGCGAAGCCGAUGGAGCGGACUUAACCAUUUUUCAAGAGCUUUACCCCAGCGACGCCACAAGAAACUCCUUAAAGCGUCACUCAAAAACUCAAGAUUCAACUGACAUCUUACCAGAUAAAAUGCCCAGAUUGGAUGAUUCGCAAAUUUUCCAAGCUGACAAUGCUAUCAUGACCCAAAUCUUUCCGUAUAACAUUGAACCAGCUGAAGUAACUCAAAUAGUUUGUGAACCGUCGUUGCCCUCAGUUUUGAACUCCUUUGUAGAAAUAAAAUUUAGCCAGCCCAUGAAUCGGAAAAGAAAGCUAAUAGUAGACAAACAUAUUGAAUAUACUCGGGAGCAGCUGGUGAAGCAUAGACAGAAAUAUAUGGAAGAUUACAUUUCAAGGGAAGUGAAAGUGCCCAAACUGUCGAAUCUACCGAAACACCCAAAUGAACUUCUCUGUAAACUAAAUAAUAAUGUAACUUUUUCAGCUCUUCAUAACCACUCCGUCCCCAAGCUCAGUAAAGAAGAAAUGGAAUACGAGGCUGAAAACACACUGAGAACAAUAUUUGGCGGUGAAUUUACUGAAAAUCUUUACAAGGAGAUAUUUGUACGACCAUCUCAGGAUAAAAAAUGUGGGGAUAAAGAGGCAUAUAUAUAUCAGCCAGGACCAGUUGGAGUGGAAGACAUUUUGCAACCUCAACUGCAGCAGCCUGUUAAAAAUUUCAUAAUUCAUUCAAACCAAAUGUAUGAGCACGGCAUAUACUGUGAGAAUAAUCAUGAUGAUGCCUACAGCGUAAUGAUGAUCCUCUUAAACAUUUGGCGUAAUAAUCCGAAAAUCACGGGUAUCGAUGCCUGUGAUUUUAUAAAAACGUUCGAGGGUCGCAUUAAGGCCUCGUUAGCCUUUUUCCAUUUGUUGUAUCUCUUUCGAGACCGUUUUAUAGAAAUAUCUAAGCGAGCUAAUUCUCUUGAAAUGGACCAAAUUACUCUUGGCAAAGAGUCCGCUAAGUUAAUAGAUAAUCUGCCGCUAAAUGAGACUUUCUGAAUACUUUUAGAUAAU